Messenger RNA from Quercus robur (English oak), 2805 nucleotides. RefSeq names its product receptor-like protein 8. The coding region runs from base 1 to 2805 and encodes 934 amino acids. Lineage: Eukaryota; Viridiplantae; Streptophyta; Magnoliopsida; Fagales; Fagaceae. The record is from RefSeq and is a predicted model, not a curated record. The transcript is spliced from 3 exons. Gene Ontology annotation, molecular function: protein binding.
AUGAAAGUUGGUGCUUCACAAUAUUUCUCAAUGGAGUGGCCUUUAGUGAGGUCUUUACUGUGGGUUUUAGUACUUGUUGCUCACAUUCAUGAGCUAAGAGCUUGCAUUGAGGAAGAGAGGAUGGGUUUGCUAGAAUUGAAGGCAUAUCUGAAAUCCAAUACUAAUUAUACAGAACCCCUUCUUCCAUCAUGGGUUUACGACCUAAAGAGUGAGUGUUGUAACUGGGAGCGAGUCAAAUGUAAUAACACCACUGGCUACGUGAUCAAGCUUUGGCUCUCCAAUAUAAUCCAUGAAACUCACGUCUAUGCUGAUAAUGAAAAUUGGUUCUUGAACGAGUCCUUGUUGCAGCCUUUCAAGGAGUUAAGAAUUCUUGAUUUAUCUCGCAAUGGAAUUCGUGGUUGGCAAGGAAAUAAAGAUAUGACAAAUUUCAGAAGUUUGGAGAUUUUAGAUAUGAGUGGUAAUAUGUUCACUGGAAUUCUUUCUCCAUAUAUUGGGACACUAUCUUCUCUCAAGGCUAUAUCAUUAUCUCAAAAUAAACUCCACGGGAAUUUACAUGCUAAAGAUUUGGGUAUGUUGAAGAAACUUGAAGAGUUAGAUCUUUCUGACAAUCACUUUGAAUGGAUCCUCCCUCCAUGCCUAAGUCGUUUGACAUCUCUUAGGUUAUUAGAUCUAUCUAAGAACCAAUUCAGUGGAAAUUUGUCUUCAUCUGUGAUAGCCAACUUGACAUCCCUUGAGUACAUUGAUCUUAGUUAUAAUCGUUUUGGGGGUUUAUUCUCAUUCAGCUCAUUUGCCAAUCACUCUAAGCUCAAAGUGAUUCGAUUUAAAGGUGAAAACUACCGGAUUGAAGACGGUAACAAAAUUGUGAGUGAAAACAACACAUUUGAGAUUGAAACUGAAAAUCCCAGUUGGGAACCUUCGUUUCAGUUAAAGAUGCUAGUGCUGCCUAACUGUGAUCUGAAUAAGUUAUCCUCCAACAUUCCAAAGUUUCUCUUUUACCAGCAAGAAUUGGAAUUGGUUGAUAUCUCUCACAAUAGGUUGAAGGGAAGCUUCCCCGUUUGGUUGAUUGAAAAUAAUACUAGAUUGCAAUUGCUAAAUCUUCGGGAUAAUUAUUUUGGGGGUCAAUUUCACUUGCCAAUAGCUCACUGCAAUAAUCUUUCUUGGUUGGAUUUCUCUUACAAUAACUUUAAUGGGCAGUUGCAGGAAACUAUUGGAAAGGUGAUUCCAAACUUACAAUAUCUAAAUAUAUCUCAAAAUCAUUUUGAAGGUUUUCUCCCAUCCUCAAUUGGUGACAUGAGUAAUUUGGAGAAAUUGGACUUGUCCAAUAAUAAUUUUUCAGGAGAGGUGCCAAUGAAAUUGGUUGCCAAUUGCACCUCCAUGGCAGUUUUGAAGUUAUCUUAUAAUAAAUUUCAUGGUGAAAUUUUCUCAAAGGGAUUCCGAUAUUUUAACAGUAGCUUACGUAUUUUGGAAUUAAAAAACAAUCAGUUAACAGGUACUUUGCCAACUGUGGUACCAGCAGUUGGUAGUCGGCUGGGGCUCCUAGAUAUUAGCGACAAUGGCUUCUCAGGUUUAAUUCCCAGAUGGCUAGCAGGAAAUCUGCGGUACGCAUGGUCUGCAGACAUGAGUAAUAAUUUUUUCGAAGGUCCAAUUCCAUGUGAAAUGCAUGCAUUUAUUUUAAUAGACCUUUCUCAUAACUUGCUUUCUGAAUGGUCACCUUCUUGCGUUGAUUUAUAUACUAUUCAACAUCUAUUUUUACAAGGCAACAAACUCACUGGAUCAUUACCGAAACUUUCUUUCAAUUUUUCACUUCAUCUGGUGACAUUGGACAUUAGAGAUAAUAAAUUUUAUGGUAGAAUCCCUAUUGGAGUGGGCAUGCUUCCAAAUUUAAGAAUAUUGUUGUUGAGUGGCAACAAUUUUAGUGGUGUGAUUCAGAACAAGCUGUGUUGGUUAAAGAAUAUUGCGAUAAUGGAUCUUUCCAGGAACAAUUUUUCUGGAACAAUACCGCAUUGCUUUCACGACCUAAAAUUUGAGAAGAUAGAUGCUUUUGACGGCCUUACUGAACCAAAUUCCACUUUUUUGGAGUUCAGAGAUAUAAUUGUCCCAUAUCAAAGUAUCCUCAAAAGGAAUUUUGAAAAUUUUGAGGUAGAACGAGAGGUUGCUGCAGAGAUUGGGAUUGAGUUUGAAAUGAAAUAUAGAUCUUACUUCUACAAGGGUGGCAUUCUUGAUCUCAUGUCUGGAUUGGAUUUGUCAGUCAACAAACUAACAGGUGGCAUCCCUCCAGAGUUAGGACAACUAUCUCCAAUUCUUGCACUAAACUUGUCUUACAAUCAAUUGACAGGUUCCAUUCCAAAUACAUUCUCAAAAUUGACUCAGUUGGAGAGUUUGGACCUUUCUCACAACAAUUUGAGUGGAGAAAUUCCUUCAACAUUGAUUGAUCUGCACUUUCUAGCAGUUUUCAAUGUGGCUUACAACAACUUAUCAAGUAAAGUUCCAGACAUGAAAGGACAAUUUGGAACAUUUGAAAAUAGCAGUUAUGAAGGAAAUCCAUUUCUUUGUGGACCACCACUAGAGAAAAGUUGCACCAGGGUUGAUAAAUCACCUCCAUCACCAAUAAAAUCUUCAAAUGCAAGUCACGGAAAAUGGUAUGAUGUGGAUCCUUUAGUCUUCUCCACAACUUUUAUCGUAUCAUACAUUAUUUUCUUUAUUGGUGUAGCUUGUAUUCUUUAUAUUAAUCCUUAUUGGCAACAACGAUGCUUCAAUUUUGCAUUUUAUAUGCUAGAAAGGUUGUCAAACUGUAUUUGUCAUUAG